Molecule: messenger RNA, 1569 nt
Organism: Suillus subalutaceus
Lineage: Eukaryota; Fungi; Basidiomycota; Agaricomycetes; Boletales; Suillaceae
Product: ribosome biogenesis protein Sqt1
Exons: 5
Coding region: 119-1363 (414 amino acids)
Molecular function (GO): protein binding
Source: RefSeq, a predicted model, not a curated record
UUUCGUUGUCAUCUUUCGGUGUAUCUAAGCUUUACUCAGCGCGAGAUUUCUCAGCAAUUGCAGCCAUAUAAGAGGGCUCCUCCAAAACAACGCCUACUAUACCACCCAGAUAUUACCAAUGAAUACGGCCCAGGAAACAGCAGAGUACGUUGAAGAAGAAGAAGGGGAGGUGUUCAUCGACUCGGGCGAUGUACUUACAGAGGUUGCCGAUGACGGCGAUCAUGUUAUGGACGAGGAUGAUGAAGCAGAAGACGGGAUCGACGAUCUUCCAUCUAAUGUGAAGGACAACUCGUUGCAGCACUUUACCACUCACAGCGGCUCUGUGUUUGCUAUAUCAUGUCAUCCCACGGAACCGCUUGCAGUCUCCGGGGGUGAAGAUGAUCUUGGAUACAUAUGGGACAUUACGGAUGGAGAAGUUAUUGUGAAACUGACUGGACACACGGAUAGCGUAUGCAGCGCGUCUUUCAGCAGCGAUGGUCAGAUGGUCGCGACUGGUGGAAUGGAUGGCAAGGUGAGGAUAUGGAGAAGAGUUGGCACAGUGGACUUCAGAAAUUGGGAGUUCUUGACUGAACUUCAGGGCCCAGAUGAAGUGAUUUGGCUACGCUGGCAUCCCCGUGGAUCAAUUUUACUCGCAGGCUCCAAUGAUUCUACGGUUUGGUUGUGGCAAUUGCCAUCGGGAAAUACCAUGCAGGUAUUCGCUGGACACAGUGGUCCAGUUCAAUGUGGAGAGUUUACGCCUGACGGCAAGCGGAUAGUAACCGCCUCUGAGGACGGAACUCUCAUGUAUUGGGAUCCGCGAUCACCAACUCCGUUGUUCAAACUCUCACCACAAGACGCCCGUUUUGAUCUUGAGAACAUUACAUCUCUUGCAAUAAACGCUUCUUCUACGCUCGCAGUUGUUGGUGGAACAUCGGGGAGUGUGCGUGUAGUAAGUCUCAGCAAGGGUGAGGUGGUCGGUGCCCUUGGAGGACACGCUGAGGGGGAGAGCGUUGAAGCUGUACAAUUUGUCGAUCUCGCUGGAACAGGGAGCAGCCCUGGUGUUGUAGUCACUGGUGGGACGGAUGGAAAAGCGUGUGUAUGGGACCUCACCACAAUGAGACUCCGCGCAACUCUCGAGCAUCAGGAUGCAGUGACGUCACUGCUGGCUCACCCGUCACCAAAAAGUCACUUGAUAGUGUCAGCGUCCGCAGAUAACACCCUCCGCACGUGGGAUGCUCGCACUGGCGCGCUAGUUAAGGAACACACCGGGCACCAUGGCCCUAUACUUAGCGCGUCUCUUGGACUUCAAGGUUCUGUGGUUGUUAGCGGUGGGGAUGAUUCGGCUUGCCUAGUCUUCACUACGGAGGUCGACGAGUCAGGAUAGAGGUCUGGUCGCUUUGUCAUUUAAGUUCCUGGCACGUCGCAAGAACAAAACUCUUGUACAAUCCAGUUGGAAUUAUAGAUUAUUCGAGAGUAUGUGACUUGAGUAAUACCGUGCAGUACUGCGGACAGACGACUCUUGGAUCCCAAGCCAGCCAGUUGGUUAGUAACCUCCAUCGCCAUGCUUCCGAUCGAGAAAACGGCUAGAAA